Molecule: messenger RNA, 2214 nt
Organism: Galleria mellonella (greater wax moth)
Lineage: Eukaryota; Metazoa; Arthropoda; Insecta; Lepidoptera; Pyralidae
Gene: Uch-L5
Product: ubiquitin carboxyl-terminal hydrolase isozyme L5
Exons: 7
Coding region: 239-1210 (323 amino acids)
Biological process (GO): protein deubiquitination; ubiquitin-dependent protein catabolic process
Cellular component (GO): cytoplasm
Molecular function (GO): cysteine-type deubiquitinase activity
Source: RefSeq, a predicted model, not a curated record
AAUCUGUGUUUAAAUAAUCAAUUUCAAUCUUGAAUCACACACCCAAGCGUAAAUGUCAUUUUCAAGAAAUAAGACAAUGCCUUGUAAAUAAAAUCGUUUCUUUUGCUUGUGUGCUGUACGUAGUUUUUACUUGUAGGUUAAGUGACUUGCAAAUGAAAUGUUUUUUACACAAUUAAUAUCUGGAUGAUACAACAAAUUUAAAUAACCUGCACUACCUUUCGCCUAUCACAUAAUCAAGAUGGAAUCUGCCGGAGAUUGGUGUCUCAUUGAGAGUGAUCCAGGUGUUUUCACACAAUUGAUAAAAAAAUUUGGUGCAAAAGGAGUACAAGUUGAAGAGUUAUGGACUAUUGACGAUGGCAUAUUUGAAAAUUUGCGGCCAGUACAUGGACUUAUAUUCUUGUUUAAGUACUUACAACAUGAAGAGCCGUCUGGUCCUGUGGUUACAGACAGUCGUUUAGACAAAAUAUAUUUUGCAAAACAGGUAAUCAAUAAUGCAUGCGCCACACAGGCCGUUAUCAGUUUGUUGUUAAACUGUGUACACCCAGAUGUGGACAUUGGUCCAGAACUUACUAAGUUAAAGGAAUUCAGUAUGUCAUUUGAUCCGAAAAUGCGGGGUCUGACUCUGAGCAAUUCAUCAACUAUUCGGAGCGCGCAUAAUUCAAUGUCGCAACAGCCGCUUUUUGAGAUUGAUCCUAAAAUGCCAACGAAGGAUGAUGAUGCAUACCACUUUGUAGGCUAUAUGCCAAUAGAUGGUCGUUUGUAUGAGUUAGAUGGUCUUCGAGAGGGUCCCAUCGACCAUGGCCCUAUUGGAUCUGAACAGGACUGGCUCGAUGUUGUUAUGCCUAUUAUUAUGAAGAGGAUCAAUGUAUACACUGAAGGAGAAAUACAUUUCAAUCUAAUGGCUUUAGUAUCAGACAGAAAAAUGAUAUAUGAGCGCCAGCUUGAAGAAUUGUUGUCUGAAACACAAAUGCUCGGUGGUAUGGAAACUGACGAACUGGAAAAUGAAAUACCCAGUCUCCGAAUGUUAAUAGAAUAUGAGGAUGUAAAGAUAGCGCGGUAUCAGCAAGAGAUGGCCCGCAGGCGACACAACUAUUUGCCGUUUAUUAUAGUUCUUCUUAAGAUAUUAGCAGAAGAGAAGAAGUUAAUGCCAUUAUAUGAAAAGGCUAAAGAACGUGCAGCGAAAAAGGGCCCUAAAAAAAUGAAAGUAUAACAAGAAAAGUGGGGAGGUGUCGGGGUAGAACGCGCGCGAGGUACUCGACGCGUCUCCCAGUCCAGCCCCUCACGCGUGUUGCUUGCUUCUGAAGAAAUGCAAUAUUCUCUUGCUGAUUUAGAUGCCGUAUACCGUGAACCACAUGACAUACUACUAAAUUUACACAACCUAGAAGAUAUCGAAUUACCCGAAGAACAGUUAAACGCUGAUGAUACAUUGUUACAACCAGACACAGCAAGAACAACAACUGAGGAAAUGAAGGAAAAUGUAGCAGAAACUCGAGAAGUAUUAGUUGAUGACACAAUCGAAUCUGAAGUAGUGCUAGGACAAGAUGAUCUAAAUACUCAAGAUACAGAAACAGAUCAAAAAAUUUCAAAGCUACAAGAUCCAAACAAUGAUAAUGGUAAUUAACUAUGUACUGUUAUUCUGAUUUUAAUGAUGUAUUAUCCUACUCAUUUGAAUUGCAUUUAGCUAAUAUUUAGUAAUUAACUGGUGUUAAAAUAGUAUUUCGAAAGGUAAUCUAAAAUAGUCACAAUAAGUAUAUACAAGAAUGGUUCUAUGCUUCAUAAAAUCAACAGAUUUUAUGAAGCAUAGAACCAUUCUUGUUUAUUGUCUGUAUUAUAUAAAUGUACUAAAAAUGAAUUCCUUAGGUACAUCAUCUUCGUAUUUUAAGAUAGGUACCAGUAUACUGGGAUACAACUAUACACACAUUUGGACCUUAACAUAUAUGAAAUAAAAAUUAAAUAUAUAUAAAAAAUUUAAAUAUUUCUUUAACAGUAGACGAUUCUUUGGCAUGAAAUCACAAUAUAGUCUAAAUUUUAUGUUAUAUAAUAGAAUUUGUUUUAACGUAUCCAUUGACUCUAUUGUUUUAUCGUGGUAAAUGUAAUAGUGUGCUCAAUGUAUGUUGUAUUAUUAUACGGCUUAAUUAACUGUAAUUUUACAAUGUGGUUUAAGAAACAACCUGGAUAUUUAAAACUAUAAUAAAACAAAUUCGUGAAAAAUAA